Messenger RNA from Ctenocephalides felis (cat flea), 1614 nucleotides. RefSeq names its product glucose dehydrogenase [FAD, quinone]-like. The coding region runs from base 1 to 1614 and encodes 537 amino acids. Gene Ontology annotation, molecular function: oxidoreductase activity, acting on CH-OH group of donors; flavin adenine dinucleotide binding. The transcript has 5 exons. The record is from RefSeq and is a predicted model, not a curated record. NCBI's taxonomy places the organism in Eukaryota, Metazoa, Arthropoda, Insecta, Siphonaptera, Pulicidae.
AUGACCAAUUCUUACCACCAAGAGGUAAAAAAUUUUGAAGAUGUUUAUGAUUUCAUCAUCAUUGGGAGCGGACCAGGAGGUUCAGUUAUGGCCAACAGAUUGUCUGAAGUACCCGAGUGGAAUAUUUUAAUCUUGGAAGCUGGUGAACAAGAAUCUCCUUUGACCGAUAUACCUCUAUUAGCUAGUACAUUGCAUGAAUCAAAAUAUGAUUGGAAUUACAAAAGUUUGCCACAAACCAGAUGCUGUUUGGAUCAACAAGGAUACUGCAAACAACCAAGAGGUAAAGCUUUAGGAGGUUCCACCACCAUCAAUGGUAUGGCAUAUGUUAGAGGUAACAAAUAUGACUACAACACUUGGCAAAAUUUAGGAAAUACUGGUUGGGGUUAUUAUAACAUACUUAAAUAUUUCAAGAAAUCAGAAGAUAUGCAAAUAAAACACCUGCAAAACUCACCAUUUCACAGUACAGGUGGUUAUCUAACAAUAGAGUUAAACAAAUACAAAACAAACUUAGAUGAUUUGCUUAUACAAGCUGGUGCAGAAUUAGGUUAUUGGAAUAAUGACAACAAUGGUGCUAAUCAGACUGGUAUUUUACGCCAACAAAGUAUGAUUCGAGAUGGUAAAAGAUGCAGUGCCAGUAAAGCUUUUUUAAAACCAGUUGCUGAUAGGACUAACUUGUCAAUUGCCACAGGUGCAUUUGUCACCAAAAUUCUUAUUGACCCUGAAAGUAAACGUGCUUAUGGUGUAACUUUUACUAAACAUGGUAAAGAGUAUACAAUCAGAGUCAGAAAAGAGGUCAUACUAAGUGCAGGAGCAAUUAAUUCACCACAAUUGCUGAUGUUGUCUGGUGUAGGACCAGCUGAUCAUCUACAAGAUUUGGGAAUUGAAGUGAUAAAAGAUUUGUCUGUCGGUCAAUUUGAAUUGGAUAUUGGAGUUCUUGGAUCGUAUAAACACGUCACUGAUUAUUUUGAUAAAGGAAUCGGCCCACUAACUUUGCCGGAAGGGAUGGUUACCAUAGUCUCUAUAAAAACGAGUCCAUAUAAUAUCAAUCUGCCAGAUGUUGAAAUAAUUUUUGCCGCUGCCAAUUUGUACACAGACAUAGACAAAACCAAAAAGCGAGAUUCAUUUUACGCAUUUGUCUUAUCAUUUCGUCCAAAAAGUGUCGGGAGUUUACUACUGAACAGUAGAGAUCCAAAGGAUCCACCGAAAAUAGAUUUGAAUUGUUUUGCAGAAAACGAGGAUGUGGAAACUAUGGUGAAAGGACUCAAAGUGGCGGUGGCGAUUUCUCGCACAAAAGUUCUUUCCAAGUAUAAUGUCACCUUAAAACUUGAACCGGAUGAAGAAUGCGACAAAUUUGGAAGAGAAACAGACAAAUACUGGGUGUGCUUUUUAAAAAAUUCUAGAUCUGGAUCUCACCAGAUAAGUACCUGCAAAAUGGGUCCAGCUGAUGAUCCAUCCAGUGUCGUAGAUCCAUCCUCCCUAAAACCAUAUGGAAUCCAAGGAUUGCGAGUCGUGGACGCCUCUGUAAUUCCAGAACCCCCAACUGGUCAUACAACUGCUGUGGUUUAUAUGGUCGCUGAAAAAGCAGCUGAUUUCGUUAAGGCUGAAUGGGCUUGA